Messenger RNA from Colletes gigas, 2855 nucleotides. Its product is annotated as alanine--glyoxylate aminotransferase 2, mitochondrial. Lineage: Eukaryota; Metazoa; Arthropoda; Insecta; Hymenoptera; Colletidae. Gene Ontology annotation, cellular component: mitochondrion. Bases 108 to 1628 code for a protein of 506 amino acids. The record is from RefSeq and is a predicted model, not a curated record. Gene Ontology annotation, molecular function: pyridoxal phosphate binding; L-alanine:glyoxylate transaminase activity. The transcript has 8 exons. Gene Ontology annotation, biological process: glyoxylate catabolic process.
UCCUUAUGUAAACGGAAUGUAAAACUAUCGAUAAUUUUCAAUCAAAGUACAUAAAUCUAAACAGUGAAUUUGAUAAUCCAUCAAUACAAAUAAACGUUCAAGCAAACAUGCAAAUAAAGAAAUACAUAAAUAUCGGCACUAAUACUUUGGGCCGUACGAGUUCAAAGUGGUUAAUCGUACAAAUCAGAUCUCUCGCAAUUAACGUAAUGAAUUCUCCGAAAAUGCCUGUUUGCGAAUACGUACCAUCUACAUAUAUGGGUACAAGUUAUGAAGAUUUAAAAAGAGUCUAUGAAUCGGUCGUGUCUCCAUCAUUGAAACCAUUUUAUAAACAACCGUUAAUAAUACACGAAGGUCGGGGACAAUGGUUGUGGGACCAUCAUGGAAAACGAUAUUUAGAUAUGUUUGGAGGCGUUGCUACCGUAUCCGUCGGACAUUCUCAUCCUAAAAUAGUAGCUGCUAUGACCGAACAAGCAUCAAAGUUAAACCACGUGUCUUCCGUCUAUAUGCAACCCCGCUUACACGAAUACGCGAAUAAAUUAAUCAGCAAAUUUUCGGGCAAAUUGAAGGUAGUCUACUUGACGAACAGUGGCUCGGAGGCAAACGAGCUAGCAUUCUUAAUGGCUAGACUUUACACGCGUAGUCACAACAUUAUUUCGUUAAAAAACAGUUAUCACGGGGCAACGUAUGGGACUUCAGCGUCCACGUCGAUGGGUACCUGGAGGUACCCUUCUAUUGCACAACCACCUGGAUAUGUACACACCGUGUAUCCGGACGUAUACAGAGGCGUGUGGGGUGGUUCGAAAUGUAGAGAUUCACCCGUGCAAAUGAUUGAAAGAAAUUGCGAUUGCAACGAAGGACAAUGCGUAGCGUCGGAAAAAUAUUUUCGUGAAUUUGAGGAAACAUUUCGCUUUAAUUUGCCUUGCACGCAGAGUGUAGCAGGAUUUGUUGCCGAGAGCAUUCAGGGAGUGGGUGGAGCAGUACAGUAUCCAAAAUAUUUUCUUAAAAAGGUAUAUGACUACGUUCGCAACAAGGGUGGUGUCUGCAUAGCAGACGAGGUUCAGACUGGUUUUGGCAGAACCGGUGACCACUUUUGGGGAUUUGAGAAUCAUGGCGUAGUACCCGAUAUAGUAACCAUGGCAAAAGGCAUAGGUAAUGGAUUUCCUCUUGGCGCAGUUGUUACUACUGCAGAAAUCGCGAAUAGCCUAAACAGCGCAUUGCACUUUAACACGUUCGGAGGAAAUCCACUUGCGUGCGCCGUGGGAAUAGCAGUUUUAAAAAUUAUAGAAGAGGAGGGUCUUCAAGAAAAUGCACGCGUGGUCGGUACUUAUCUAAUCGAGCGUUUAAGUAUUUUGUUAUCGGAAUUUCCCGAAAUUGUGGGCGACGUCAGAGGGAAAGGGCUGAUGAUCGGAGUUGAAUUAAUUUCAAACGCCAAGACGAAACAACCAUUAGAACAUGAACGAAUGGUCGAAAUUUUCGAAGAUAUUAAAAAUAUGGGCGUUCUUAUUGGCAAGGGAGGGUUGUGCGCGAAUGUAUUGAGAAUAAAGCCACCUUUGUGUAUUACCAAGGAGGAUGCAGAUUUUACUUUCGAAAUUAUUAAAAGGGCAUUGAAGAAACACCAAGAAAAUUAAUUAUUGUAGAUAAGUAUGAGAAUAUUUGAAUUGCGAUGUAUGAAUACAAUCCCUUUUAUUUGGUACAGUCGAUAAUGACAUAAUUUAUAUUACAAUUUGUACAAUGCAGUUUCUUUCCUUAUACCGUCAUUACGUUUAAAUUUAGCAUGCAAACUGUGUUACUACUGUAGAUAUACAGAACUAAUCGUUUAUAAUGUCUGUAGACAUUGCAGAUCGCCAACUAUACGCAAACUUGUUUUUCUGUUUGUUCUUUCUAGAAUAUUUUCUGUUUCAUUCAUGAAACGGGGUUUUGAAGGUUUCAGCAUGAGAAACCAAAUUCAAGAAUAUAAUACAACUUAAAUAUGAACAUUAUAGAUUGAGAAAUAUUAUGCUGUUAUAAUAACAAACUAACAUGAAACUUUCAUUAUAAUUUCAUUCGUUUCAUAGUUUCAGUCUUCCUAAUCAAAUGUGUAACAAGUUUACUUCAUUUCUGCGGUAAAACGUGUUUAUCUAUUACUUAAAUGUUUCCUGUUCGCACAAAUGCAAUUAAUGAACGUGCAAUCGGACCUCGAUAACUCGGUCUUUGUUCAUUUCUCACCGUAAAACCUCGAUAAUUAAAAAAAUAAAUAAGUUAACUUGAAAUUGUGCAGCACACAUUUGAUCUUUACAACUCGAAUUUAUAUUACAUUUAUAUAACAUUUUUCAUUAUCCUUCAACUUUGAAAUACCGAGAUCCGAUUGUACAUGUUUUAUAAGCAUACACGUAUGUAUAAUUUCUAUAUGCUAUAUUUUUAAUUAUGUAUUGCAAGCUAAAAUACUCUCUAUAAUCAUACAUAUACAAAGCAAGGUAUUUGAUUUUGCUUCUUUUAGAUUAACAUAUCUACCUUAAUUUAAACUCAGAAGUUUGCUUGUAAUGUUAAAGAACCUUCAUGUUUUGUAUACUUAAUUCAUAUUACAAAUCUUGUUCCUCAAGUCUUCAUUAAAUUAUGUGACGUAUUUUGAAGUGUUUUCGAAACUCAACUUCUUGGAAGACUUGUUUAUAAAUGCAUUAUACAAAGGAAAUGCAAAAAAAAAUAUACAAAGCUAAUAAUAAAUAACAAUAAAUCGUAAACAAUACAUAUUAGGAAAUAUAAAUGCAAUAAAAUCUGUUUAAUCAAACGAAGACGUAACAAUGAUUUUUUUAAUACUUGGAAAUAAGAUUUGGCACAAAACAUACAACCUAUUGUUUUAGAAAAAUGUGCUCUAUCUG